AUGACUGACCAUCGGCGGCCCCCAGCGCCUGCUUCGCCUUCCAUCCCCCCGGCGCCCCCACCGCCGCCACCAAAAAUAAAAUCCCGUUCCUACUUUGAACGUUUCGUCGCCCAGCCCUUGCAGUCGGCCGCAUAUGCCUCGCGGCCACCAAGCGCCCAGGCCAAUCGUCCGGACGGCGGGCCUCUGAAUCCACUAGUCCCGAAGCUGCUCGGCACUCGCACAGGAUACUCGCAAGAUGCAACCCACAAGACAGGCCUCGACAUCUCGGCCCUUGACAUCAACUGUGAGAGGACCCAUGCCGUGCUCGCUGGCAAGGACAUCCUGAAAACAGUACGUGUCCACGGCACCAAAAUCGUCGACGAGACCAAUCUGCGUGCCGCUGUCCUCAACUAUCCCGACUCCCAUGCGCGCCAACGAGAGGGCCUGGGCAUCCAGGACGUCAAGUGGUCCCACGGCCAGUUCAGCUCGCACAUUGCCACGGCCGUCGCCAACGGCAAAGUCAUUCUGUACGACCUGAAUCGUGCCAGCGUGGAGCUCGUCAGACUACACGAGCAUACACGUCAAGUCCACAAACUAGCCUUCAACCCACACCAAGGUCACCUGCUGCUUUCUGCAAGUCAUGAUGCCACGGUUCGUCUGUGGGACUUGCGCGACAUGCGUCGAGAAGCCGCUGCCUGUACCAGUCGGGACCAGUACCAUGGUAUCAGUGGCGGCAUUCGUGAUGUCCAGUGGUCUCCUACUGACGCCGUUGAGUUCGCUUUUGGCACAGACAACGGAACCAUUCAACGCUGGGAUUUCCGCCACAGCAAAGGCCCCAAGCAGAAGAUCCCAGCUCACGACCAGAAGACCUGCACUUCAAUCGACUGGCACCCAGAUGGAAAACAUUUGCUCAGUGCAGGUGUCGACCGAACGAUCAAGGUCUGGGACUUCUCAGUGGAUGGUCGAAGGCAGAAAGCGGCUUAUGUUCUGAGUACACCGUAUCCGGUGCACAGAGCGAGAUGGAGACCGCCUUACUGGUCUGAUGAGUUCCACGAAAAGGGCGCUUUUCAGUGUACCCAGGUAGCGACAUCCUAUGAUCGUGACCACCCAGUCGUCCACGUUUGGGACUUUCGACGACCGCAUUUGCCUUACAGAGAGAUCAACAGGUUCCGGAGUCCACCGUCAGAUAUGCUCUGGCAUUCACGUGACACGCUGUGGACCGUUGGAAAAGAAGGCAUAUUCCAGCAAAACGAUGUGCAUCACGCUCCGAAGAUUACGGAGCGGCGGCCUUUACAGGCAAUUGCCAUCUCGCCAACGGGGGAAUUGAGCGGCGUUGCGCAGAAGAGAUCACGGCAACGUCGUUCAGCAGCUCCCAUGUAUGAUGAUGUGUAUCUUGGUGCGCCACCUGACAAGCACGGCAGCCUCGAGAAGGGCAGCAUACGGAGCUCCGCAGAAAACAGCCUUGACGAUAGUUUUCUGGCCUCCUCGAUGAAGCGGCACCAUGGCCGCACCGCCAGCAGCAGAUCAGCAAAGUCUUUCAGUAGCACGCCUCCUUCUGACGUGACUCCCAAGGUUAUGUUCUUGCCCGACUCCAUGAGUACACAAAGCGAACAGUUCCAACCAGACCAGCUUGCGUUUCGAGGUACUCUACCAGGUGCCGCCAAUGUUCAAAUUUUCGCAUACCUCGCUCAGAAGUACAAAACAAUCCCACUACCUGAUCCUCCUGCUUUGGAGUCGUAUUUCGAGAUCGAGCAAGCGUUCCGACAAAAUGCCGAGUACGCACAAAGGGCUGCAUAUCACAGACUUGCGCAAACCUGGACCUUGGUUGGGAUGGCAAUAGCUAGUGCGACCAAACGGCGUGCAGAAAUGCACCGAAGCUUACGACUGAAGGACAAGAAAGCCAAAUUUGAGGACACGAACAAUGUUCCUGGACACUCGCAUGCUCAGAGUAAACCACUUGCUGCCCCACAAAACCCAGCGGUCCGCGCGAUCCUUGGCACGCUCGACAGGCCGCGUUCUGCGUCACCACUUGCACGGCCAGCUGCUCAGUUUGAAAGCACAUCCAACCUGGCGACGCCGCUGGCACGGCCUGUUGACAUUCCUGGUUCAGCCUCCAAUAGGACUGAACUUCCUGAUCCCGAUCAUGACGACAAAAUUCAUCUCCCACCAUCAGUCAUGGGAGUUCCUGAAGCAAGCAAAGGGUCCACAGUCGCACCUCACACACAAUCAAAGUCCAAUGGAUCGCAUUGGUAUGAUUCCCCUGAGGGCUUGGAAGAACGCCGAGCUGCAGCCGGCAGCUGGCGGGCAUCGCCGCGGAUACCCUUGAAUCUCAGCCCAGCACUUGCUCGCGAAAACCAUUCAACCGUUCCCCCUCCGCUGGAGCGUCAUAAUUCGGGCGAUAGUUUUACAAUGUUCUCUGCAUCCACGGAUUCCCAGCAUGGAAGCUCCGUUUCAGGCUCGUUCGAAAGUGGCAACUCGGAUGGUCGCAGUCUGGAGUCUUUGUCAGCAGGCUGGCAGCAUGCUCCGGACAAGUCUAGUUUCGGUCGGCCUAGAGCCCUGUCCAGCACCGGCCAGAAGAACGACCUGGGUCAAAGCACGAACAGAGGGUCAAAUACGAUUCCCAUCCCUGGUGGUCCAGCACCGAGCCAGGACACGGGCCGUUUAAUGCUGCCAAGCAGUAGUGAAAGAGUCACUCAAGAAAUGAAAGCCCUACGACAAACAAAUCAGCUUAUGCGCCAUGACAGCGCGGAAUCCUCAGCAUAUGCCAGUAGCCAAGAGGGGGCCUCAACUCCGUCAGCUUACAGCGCUGACAUGGAAGCCAGUGGUACCAUCAUACCUGAAGUGUUUGACAAUCCCAGAUCGCCACACGUUGCUUCCCCUUACGUUACGAAGAGUAUCUUUCAAUCAUCCAUACCGACAAAGGAAUCUCAACUGUUGCUUUCAGACUUCCAGACGCUGCAUAUCGACGCUGAAGGCACAUCUGCUUUCACAGUCGUUGGCUUGCUGAACAGCAUCCUCCAAUUCCACACGGAGACUUUGUCAGACGCACAAUUUCCGUCAUUACUUCUGCUACUGCUCUCGCCGCUAUUACCACAGACACACUCGCCUUCUGAAUCGUCGGGUAUUGAUGUUGCCGAAGUUCUGGGUACUUUCUCGGACACAUUCACGGCUCUGGGCCUCACGCCGACUCAAGCCAAAGCGGUCCUCUCAUCGCAGCUGGGAGAACUGAUAGCCACAGGCAUCAACCCAUACCAAGCCGAGUCGAUCUUGCAUACGUACCACGGGCAGCUGCAUAGCCUUUCCCUCUUCAACUCUGCAGCUUCUCUUCGACGGCUCGCAUAUCCUACCUUCCCUGCAGUCUACGAGCAGGCAUUAAAAGACACCCAACUUGGCCUGUUGUGUCUCAGCUGCAAGUCGCCCAUCAACAACCCGAAGGACAAGAUGCGCUGUGAAUCUUGCAAAAGAGCGCAAGCUUCUUGUCCGAUAUGUUGGGGCAAAUACCCAGCAUUCGAGCCCAUCACCGCAAAGAGGAAGUCGAAAUCGAAGCACCGAGACGAGAAGGGCCACAAGAGGAAACGAUCAUCCCUGAUCGCCGUAGGAGAAGCCCUGCCGGACGAUACGGAUGACAGCCCCUCACCGUCAACGCCACAGAGGUGGAGCCCUACACCCGCAACCCUAUGGACAUGGUGUUCUCUCUGCGGCCAUGGUGGUCACACUAACUGCUUGUCGACCUGGUUCGCUGACGCUGCCCUCUCCGACGGCGCUUGUCCCACUGAAGGCUGUCUCUGUGACUGCGUCUCGGGAAAUCGUCGAGACGAGAAGAUGCGCGAUCUGAUCCGCAGGAAAACGGAGAAAGAGCGGUCAAAGCCCGUCAAAAAGGGUGAUGACUGGAAAGUAAGAGAGAGUAGAGCCGUCUCUGCAGUCCGCGGCACCUUCGGAGAAACCGGAAGCCAACCCCCAUCACCCGGCAGCCGCAAAGAGGAAAGCAAGAAGGUCCGCGUGUUCGCUUCAGCAUCCGGGAUCGGCCCGCAGGCGGGUGCCUCAUCAACAUGA
Molecule: messenger RNA, 4032 nt
Organism: Ascochyta rabiei
Lineage: Eukaryota; Fungi; Ascomycota; Dothideomycetes; Pleosporales; Didymellaceae
Product: SEA (Seh1-associated) complex subunit
Exons: 2
Coding region: 1-4032 (1343 amino acids)
Biological process (GO): positive regulation of TOR signaling
Molecular function (GO): protein binding
Source: RefSeq, a predicted model, not a curated record